ACUAUACUUAAACGCGUCAGAAUGAAUUUUUUAUUAAUUAAUUUACUAACAUUGCUAUUGUUUCGAUCGUCUUCAAUAUCAUGUAAUGGAUCGAGAAAUUUAAAUAUUCUUUCUGCAUUAACAUUAGGUCCAUAUAAAUUGAACUUCAAACAGGUAAGGAGUUGUGAUCCUUCAAAAUCCUAUAAAAUACAACACAAUUUUUACCUGAGCUAUAACCAAAUAUCCAACGCAACUGAAAUCAGAGGAACCACAAUCAAUAUCGUUCCAUUUGAUGACACUUUGUUUUUGGAAGCAAAUGUUGCAUCCCGAGAUGUAGACGGGAAUUGGAAAGACAAUACGUAUAUGCACAAGUCUCCAAAAGCUUGCUCGUCAUUCAGAAAUUUAAUGGGAGCUGAGUGGACCACGAUGAUGGACGGGUUUGGAAUAAAGAAUGCCACAUGCCCUAUACCACCGGGCACUUAUACGGGCACAGGCGUGGAUACUUCGUUAUUUUUAAACACCAAUUUUCCUAAAACAUUUGUUUAUGGGACGUACAGACUUCGAUUUUAUUAUACUCGUAAUAAUGAAGUUUAUACCUGCUUAAUUUAUGUAUUUGAAAUUAAGCCCCUUUAACAUAGAUUUUAUAAUAGUUUAUACAAUAGUAUUAUACAUGACCUAUGUUAUGUAAUGUUGUAUCAUGCAUAAUAUAUAAAAAAUAUUAAAAUAAAAACUAUUAACUAAGUCUUGAAAAGAAUCAUAUAUUAUGUAACAGGUGAAAUUCCAAAACAAACCAUACAAUAUUUAAUAAGCCAAGUAACAUCGUAGAAACAUAUUAUUGCAAUCCACCAAAUUAGGUUAAGAUAACAAUUUUGUAAUCAAAUAACAUUUAGUAUAAUUUUUAGCAUAGUCAAUAAGUACAAUGUAUAACUAGGCUAAACUUAAUACCGAUAUUACCGAUAGUGCUUCGAUACUAAAAUUAAUAUAUAAAAAAUAUGUGAAGACAGAAAAAUGGUCAAUUCUGGUGAUCGUGUCUGAACGCUAGUGUUUAA
Molecule: messenger RNA, 1028 nt
Organism: Metopolophium dirhodum (rose-grain aphid)
Lineage: Eukaryota; Metazoa; Arthropoda; Insecta; Hemiptera; Aphididae
Exons: 4
Coding region: 22-612 (196 amino acids)
Source: RefSeq, a predicted model, not a curated record